Boeremia exigua is the source of this 1342-nucleotide messenger RNA. RefSeq lists its product as uncharacterized. NCBI's taxonomy places the organism in Eukaryota, Fungi, Ascomycota, Dothideomycetes, Pleosporales, Didymellaceae. The transcript is spliced from 2 exons. The coding region runs from base 478 to 972 and encodes 164 amino acids. The record is from RefSeq and is a predicted model, not a curated record.
CGACUCUGAAACACGAUCGGUGCAGGGCAUGCACAAGUUCGAGCGCUUGCAUAAGCCACCGACCAAUCACCGCUCACAGCGCCCCUGUCCAGCUGCAAGGUGAUCUCCCGUCAACACCUUACGCGCCGACAUGCACAACGCCUCACCAAUCCGCUUCGCUUGUCCGUCCAAGACAUGGCAUUUCGACGCCGAUACCUCUAUAAUAAGUGGCAAGCAUGAGAAAAUCGCCGGCCACGACCCCAGUACCUUGUAAAAUCGCACCAUGUUAGCCGCCCGCAACGCUCAUCCCAGCGGGGUACUGGACUGAAAUAGCCUCUGCCAACGAGGGCGCGAAUAUAGAGAUGGGCAUCCUACCUAACUUGCUAAGGAUUGUGCCGUCCGAUCGAGUUGAUCUCGCAACUUUCACGCGACCCUCGCACUACCUGCUCGAAUCCUCCCGACGUACCACUGCCUCCCUACCGCACACCUGUUGUCAACAUGAGCCGUGCUCUAUUCUUCUCGUUGUUGCUUCCUUUGCUCGCAUUUGCCCAGGACUCGAGCUCGGGUAGUGAGCUACCUCCUCCAGGAUACAACGGCGGUUCAGACAACCCUCAGGAUUCGGACGAUGCGGGUGCAGCUGGGUCAUCAAAGGGUGCCUUCGAGCUGUCAUCUGGUGGGCUCAUCGCCAUCAUCGUGGUAGCCGUGAUUGUGGUUAUCGGAGGCAUCGGCUCGGCCACUCUGUGGUGGCUCGCAAAGAAACGUCAGUGGGACGUCCGACAGUCCAUUCGUCGCGCCUCGCGUCGUAUCACCGGUCGCUCGACUGUAGAUGUCGGCAAACAGAACCGCCAGAACCGUCGCACGGGUAUCCGUCUAAACUCGCCUCCGCCAGGCAAGAACGCAAAGCCUAAGCAGGAACACGACCUUGAGAAAGGACUUCCGAUGUCAAGCAAAGAGGGUCGCACAACUACGACUAUAUCAAGCACGAUCAGAUAGACGCAACAUUGGUCGGCUGCCAAGCGCUUGUUAGUUGCCCACAGUGCCCAUCUGAAACCAACAGCAUAAGGCCAGUCAACAUAAAUGUUGAGCUAAGCUCCGUUUACCUGUCGCCAAGGAGAUGCUGUCGACCAUCGGCCCUCAAGCCGAAGUGGCGUUCGCCGCAUGGCAUAUGAGUGUACGACUAUGGAUGGGAUGGAUAGAUGUAAGAAGUGGCUUCGUGUGUUCUUACAUCUUAGGGAGGGCGUUUUCGUUUCUUGUCGAUUGUAUCUUUUAGCAACUAUGAUAUCCACGCCCAUUUCAGACCUCUGGCGGCGUAUUCGCAAUAGAAUCAAGUACUUUUCACAAAUUACAACCAUUUAUUUCUCGA